Cimex lectularius (bed bug) is the source of this 3471-nucleotide messenger RNA. RefSeq names its product zinc finger protein 37. Lineage: Eukaryota; Metazoa; Arthropoda; Insecta; Hemiptera; Cimicidae. Gene Ontology annotation, biological process: regulation of transcription by RNA polymerase II. Gene Ontology annotation, cellular component: nucleus. Bases 568 to 2961 code for a protein of 797 amino acids. The record is from RefSeq and is a predicted model, not a curated record. The transcript is spliced from 10 exons. Gene Ontology annotation, molecular function: DNA-binding transcription factor activity, RNA polymerase II-specific; RNA polymerase II transcription regulatory region sequence-specific DNA binding.
AAAUUACGUCUCCGGCCUUUUAUUUAAUCGUAAAAAGUGGCGAAAGCCUGCUCUGGAAAAGUGUCGAGGUCGGAAAAAAUGGUGUUCGGACGCCUGCGAGGCCCGACCCCCGCUCCGAGCCGCAUCACAAUUCUCACACUCUCGUCCCUCAGUAACGCCAUCUUGACCGUCCAGGGCUGGCAACUUCCAUCCCCCUGAUAAUAAUUUUCGACAAAAUCUCGUCUUCGUUUUCGGCGCGGCGAAUCGGCAGUGGACCCCCUCGGAGCUCGAGAUGCUUUUCCUGCGGUCGCCUCGCGUUCGGCCCACGGAGAAAGCCCCGCCCCAGGUCGAGCUAUCCUCGGCUCGCUAUUAAUCGUCGGAGCCCGAAACUCUUCGAAAGUCGUAAUUUCGGAAAUCGAACCCCUUUCGCAUAUCCCAGACUCGCGUCCGCCGGGAGGAACGUUUAACCUCCGCGUAGGUAAAUUUCUCUCACCGGGCCUCGUCCCCGACUAAAUUUCCCCGGAGAAGACCCGCCUUCGACGGCCUUUUUCCAUUUGAUUCCCCCCGGCGAAGCCCGAUCGCGGUGAAAUGACGGCCGACGGCGACAGAGGGACGCCCGUCUGCCUCAUCUGCAACGCGAGCAUCGGCGUUUCGACGAGAAACAACUGCCCGAUAUUUCAAUACAACGUAACCUCCUCGGAACAGCCUGUCGCAAACAUCCUCAGCGUUAUCUUAGGCCAGGAAGUCAGGAAAGAGCUGAUACACAGCGAAAUCAUUUGCAAGAAAUGCUACAAACUCUGCAAUGAGGUGGACGAGCUCCAGGAGAGGCUCACAGAAAUCAAAAUGGAACUCAACAAUUAUUACCAGAGGACCCUCAGGAAAGUUGGUGGUGCACAGGAAGACGAUGUGGAAACGCCAUCGAGAGUUAUUUACCUUACCAGUAAUAAAGACAAACCAUCCCCGUCCACCAAGAAAGCACCGGGGCGUCCAAGAAAAAAUGUGCAAAGUGCAGAAAAUGGAACUGCCUCUGAAGUAGUUGAAGCUGUUUUGGACGAUGUUGAAGAGGAAGAUAUGGCUGAAGAUGAUAUCCUGGGAGUUGGAGUGGAUGAUGAUCCCACAGCUGACUACGUGCCGAAAAUGAAUAAAAAAAGCGAUGGGAUCAAGAGAUCACAGGAAGGACUCGUAGAGGGAAAUUCCAGUGGGGUGGAUAUGAAAUUAGAAGAAUCGGAUGAGGACAAUCAAGGCGAUGAUGACGACGAUGCCGAAGAGAAACCAUUGGCACCUCGAAGGAAGCCGAUACCGAAGCCUAAAGUUACCGACACUGACUUUAGCAACAUUAUUCCUCAAAUGAUUAUAAGCAGAGACGGGAAAAUUUACACUUGUUUGCUGUGUUCAGCCGAUGAGAAAGUACAAGGCGAGGCUAAGUCUAUUGUAGCCCAUAUGAAAACGACACACAACAUAAGGCUUUACAUCUGUGAUAUGUGCGGAAUGGAGUUCCUCAAAAGGGCGGAUAUGUCACAGCACAUUGACGAACAUGUAGGGAAUGAUGAAGGUGAGUAUGAGUGCGAUGUAUGCCAAAGGGUAUUCACAAACAUCCGCCUCUACAGAGUGCACAAAAGAAUGCACUUCCCACAGCAAAAAAAUCACGUCUGUGAAGCAUGCGGCAAAGCAUUUUUAUCUAGAAACAUGCUUGAUGAGCAUAUGAAUACGCACACAGGGGCAAGACCUUAUAAGUGUUCUGAGUGCGGGAAGGAUUUUGCAUCUAAAUAUUCUCAUAAAGCUCAUGAAAAAACACAUGUCGAACGGCCGAGACCUUUCAAAUGCUCUCAUUGCAGCAAAACAUUCGCCACCGAAUCCAGCCAUGCCCAGCAUGAAAGGACCCACACCGCUCCUAGAAAUUUCCCCUGUCAGAUCUGCGGGAAAUCUUUCAGUUCCGGUCGUAAUUUAGAAGUCCACUGUGUAAUCCAUACAGGAUUUAAGCCGUUUGUCUGUAGGAUGUGUGGAAAAGCAUUUGCAAGAAAAGCUGAAAUCAGGGAUCACGAAAGGACGCACACCGGAGAAAAGCCUUAUCAGUGCGAGUUCUGCGGUGCAACUUUUGGACAAAGAAGCAAUUUACAAUCUCACAAAAGAGCCACUCAUUAUGAUGAUAAACGCUAUCAGUGUAUUGAAUGUGGUAAAGCGUUUAAAAGGCGACGCCUGCUGGAUUACCACAUCAAGGCGGCUCAUACGGGUGAAAGGCCUUACAAGUGCCAGCUGUGUAGCGCAACUUUUAUUUAUCCUGAACAUUUUAAAAAACAUAGACGAAUUCACACUGGUGAAAAGCCGUAUCUCUGCGAGGUUUGCGGAAAAGCUUUCAACAGCCGUGACAAUAGAAAUGCCCAUAGGUUCGUCCAUAGCGAUAAAAAACCCUAUGAAUGUUUGGUAUGUGGUGUCGGUUUCAUGAGGAAACCGCAACUCUACAAUCACAUGCAAUCUCAGGGCCAUAUUAAUGACACAAUAGUGGUGAAUCAGCCAAGACUUACGACAGACGAUGAACUCAUAGCGCAACAAGAGCAAGAAUCUCGAAUGGAAAUGAUAAUAACUGAAAAUCAAGAGACUGGGCUUGAAGAAGGGGAUAAUCCAAAUGAUACCAAAAUGUAUAUUAGAGAAUUAAAAGAACACGUCAUUAUACAAGGAAAGGGGCAAGAAAUUGGAGAAGACGGCCAGUACACAGAGGAAGUUGGCCAUCUAAUUAUCGAUGGACAGGUACAAUUCGCCGAUGGCGAAGCCCUUGAGAUCGAGUCGACCGCUAUUGCUGAGGGCCUUGACGGCCAACAUGCACUCGUCAUUCCUGCUUCGAGGCACACAGGUGAGUUUUCGGUCGAGGCCGCAGAGGGCGGCACGACUGUACAGACACCAGACGGGCUCCAUUUAGUCAUCAGCCUACCUGAUUCUGAUACAAACCAGCCCAAUACAUGGUUCAACAUAGUCCAACAACAAUAAUUGCGCCAUCGUUGUACAAAUUGUAUAUAAAUCACACUUAAUGUUCUAUUGUCCUAAUGUAUAUAGAACUUUUAAAUUAUUAUUUUUAUUUCUUUUUUUCAUGGGAAUAUGUAUUAAAAACAAAAACAUUAGCCUUUCUUAACCCUAAUAAAGCUGAUACAACAGCAGUUUGUACUGUUUUAGUUCAAGCUGUGAUAAGAUUCUUCUUAAGAAAGGAUAUUAUAUUUUUUAUAUAAUUAAUGAGUGUAAUUUUUUGUUUAUUUUAAAUUUUGAUGUUUUUUCCUAUUUUACCAUCCCACAAACAAACCUCUUUUAAAAAAGUGUGUUACAUUCCCAAUGAGUUAUAUGUUAUAAAUAUUGUAUUUUAUUGUUUUUCUGAUUUAAAAUGGUACAUAUUGUAAUAUAUUAAAAAUACUUGUAUUUUGCUAGGAAUAACAAUUCUAUCUGAAAUUUUAAUCAUGAAUGUUACUACAUGAAUAAAACAAAUGAUAUAAUAAAAUCAAAACUUAG